Molecule: messenger RNA, 2348 nt
Organism: Aphidius gifuensis
Lineage: Eukaryota; Metazoa; Arthropoda; Insecta; Hymenoptera; Braconidae
Gene: Mcm10
Product: protein MCM10 homolog
Exons: 2
Coding region: 175-2343 (722 amino acids)
Biological process (GO): DNA replication initiation; DNA replication
Cellular component (GO): replication fork protection complex; nucleus
Molecular function (GO): single-stranded DNA binding; DNA replication origin binding
Source: RefSeq, a predicted model, not a curated record
UAAAGUCAUCAAUCAUCAUCAACAAUUUUAGCGCCAAAAAUACACCAACAAAAACUGGAUUGUUGUUUGCCACAUCAGCUGCUUAUUGACAAAUAUAAACAAUAUAUAAUUAACAACAAUUAACAACAAGAUUUUUUAGGAUCAUUAAAUUAUCAUCAAAAAAAAAUAUUAACAAUGGCAAGUGACAGUGAUGAUGAUUGUGAUAUUCUUGGUGAUUUAUUAGCCAAUGAUGAUGAUUUUAAACCAGAACCAUCAACAAGUCAACCACCAAGAAAUUUAAAAGAACUUGAUUAUAAUUUUUUAGAUAAUUUCGAUGAUAAAAAUGAUAAAAAAAAUAAUGAAAAAAGUUUACUUGACACUCAUGGUAUUGAUUCAUCAGAUGAUGAAGACAAUAAAUAUUUUAAUGAACAAAAAUACUCUGAAUCAGGUAAAAGCAUAAAUGAUUUAUUAAAAAAUAAAAAUCCAGAUAAGCUAGAUGACUCAUUUAGAGAUAAAAAAUUCAGUAAUUCAAGUACUCCUGUUAAUAAAAAUUACAUGGAUAAUUUUGAAGAACCAAAAAAACAACCAGUAUGUGAUAAUAAUAAAGUAAAAAAAGCAGGACCACUUGUUGAUUGGCUAGAUAAACCAUCAGAUGUUUACUGUGAUCCAUGUUUUGGUUUACGAAUAAUAAAGCCAUUAAUAUCAUCAACUGAAUUAAAAAAUCGUAUGAAAGAUAGAACAGCAGUAACAGUAUCAAAAAUAAAACAAUUUAUUGUUAAUAAAAAUACAGAAAAUGAUUGGGUUAUUGCUGGUGUAUUGAUACAACAAUCAGCAUCUAAAAAAUCACAAAAUGGUAAACAAUAUUGUAUAUGGAGUAUAAGUGAUUUAUCAGAAAAUAUAAAUACAGUAUCAGUAUUUUUAUUUAGUAGUGCAUAUAAAACAUUUUGGAAAACACAAACAGGCACUGUUAUUGGUAUUUUAAAUCCAAAUAUAUUAGAAUCACGUAGUGAUAAAGAUCAAGCAACAUUAUCAAUUGAUAAUCCACAAAAAAUUAUGAUACUUGGUAAUUCUCGAGACAUGGGUAUUUGUAAAUCAACUAAAAAAAAUGGUGAUAAAUGUACAAAUAUUAUUAAUAAAAAUAAAUGUGAAUAUUGUAUAUAUCAUGUUAAACAAGAAUACAAUAAAGCAUCAAGAAGAUCCGAGUUACAAACAGAUAAAAGUAAUCGUAAAUUUGGUAAUACAUUUGGUAAUGGUUUAGCAAAAAAUAGUAAUAGUAAUUUUAAUGGAAGUGGAGGUAUGUAUAAUCAACAACAUAAUCAUCAAAAUAUACUAGCAAUACCAGCUAAAAAAAAUAUUAAAAUGGAAAAUAAAGAUAAUGAAAGAUUGGCAAUGUUAACUGGUUCUAAAUCAUUACAAGAUAAACCAGUUGUUAAAAAUUUUGUUGAUAAAAAAACAAGUAAUAUUGAUCAAAUAAAUCAGACUAAAAAAGAUACAGAUAGAUUAAGUAAAAUACGUGAUUGGACACUUGAUUCAUCAGUGAAAAAAAAGGCAAUUGUAAGCUCGCUAUCACCUUUACCAUCAACAUCAUCAAUUAAACCAAAAAAAUUAACAAUAAAUAAUACUGGACCAAUGCUUGGUGCUGGUGCAACUGGUAAUGUCAUUGAUUUUUCAUCUCCAAUAACUAAAAAACAUAUAACAAGUGCAAAACUAAAUGCAAUUAAAUGGGCUAAAGAAAAAGGUGGUAUUAAAGAAUCAAAUCCAAAUAAAAUAUGUCAAAGUCGUGAAAAAAUAAUUGAAACGUCAAUGAAAAAAAGAAAUAGAGAAAAUGAUGAUACAGAUGAUAAUGAAAAUAUUAAAAAAAAUAAACUAGAUACAAAAACAGAUAGAUUUAAAGAAAUAAUGAAUGCAAAAUCAUCACACAGUGAUUUAAUUGAAAUGUCUCAUAAUGAUGAAAAAGAAAAAUAUUUUAAUAAACUUGAAACUAAAGAAAAAAUGGAAGAAAAAAUGAUGACAACAUUUAAAAUUGAUACAAAAGCUGUUAAAUGUCUUGUAUGUAAAUACACAUCAUUUUCAGCAUCUGAUUUAUGUAAAGAAAAAAGACAUCCACUUAGAGUUAUUGAUGCUGUUAAAAGUUUUUUUAAAUGUGGUGAUUGUGGUAAUAGAACAGUUAGUCUUGAUAGGCUACCAUCAACAAGUUGUAAAAAAUGUUCAGGUUCAAAUUGGCGAAGAACUGGAAUGAUGGAUGAAAAAAGAAAUAAUAUUAUUAGUACACCACUUUCAAUACGUGGUGGAGAAGAAAAAUUCAUUGGUUCAACAACACAUGAUGCUAAUAUUAAUCUACUUGUUCCUGAUACUGAUAAAUGAUUUUU